Tetranychus urticae (two-spotted spider mite) is the source of this 4803-nucleotide messenger RNA. Its product is annotated as ATP-binding cassette sub-family C member 1. The record is from RefSeq and is a predicted model, not a curated record. Gene Ontology annotation, molecular function: ABC-type transporter activity; ATP hydrolysis activity; ATP binding. Gene Ontology annotation, biological process: transmembrane transport. Gene Ontology annotation, cellular component: membrane. Lineage: Eukaryota; Metazoa; Arthropoda; Arachnida; Trombidiformes; Tetranychidae.
UGGAGGAGCGGCCGAAGCCUUAGCUCAACCAAUGCUUGAAUAAUUAAAAAUUUUCGUCUAACCUUCGGUGAUCUAAACAAGUUCAAUAUUAGGUAAAAAUAUUUAAAAGCUUUGGUCGGAGGAAAAACAUGACUGUUGUUGUAACUUGUGACAUAUUAAUUUAGCUAAAUCGAGUUCCAUCAUGGUGCUUACAGGAUAUUGUGGUUACAAUUCAUCGGAUUUGAUUGAACAAUGGAACUCCGAUUCAUUUGUAAUCUCACCUUGUUUCUGUGACACCUUUUUACUUUGGAUCAUUUCACUCUUCAUUUACCUUUCAAUACCAUUUUCAGUUUCAUCUUUAAAAUCAACAGAUUCAUGCAAAAAACUGCCAUGGACUUUACUAGUUAUUUCAAAAUUAAUUAUUGGUUCAAUCCUCAUUAUAUCGAGCAUUUACGAAUUGAUUGAUUCUUUGAUUGAAAUAAAAAAUGAUCAAGUUGUCUAUCCAACUGCUUAUGUAACUCCAUCUAUUAAGCUCUCAACAUAUAUUCUCGCAUUAUGGCUUAUUUGGUAUUAUCGACUCAAAGGAGUUCACACUCCAGUCUCAUUGACCAUUUAUUGGUUUCUUAUGACUAUUUAUUCUGUAUUCAACUUUUAUUCAUUAAUAGUUACUUUGAACCAUCAUGAUGAAUUCAUUUGGUCAUUUGACAAGACUGAUAUCAUCAACAAAUCACUACAAACCUCUGGUAUACUUUGUCAACUGUUUCUUUGUUGUUUUCCUGAUACGAAAAGAGAAAUAUUCACUAAAGAAAUUGAGAAUGAAUGCCCUUACGAGAGUUCAUCGUUCAUCGGUAGAUUAUUUUUCUCCUGGUUUGACUCGAUGGCAAUUCGAGGUUACCGUAAGACUCUCCAAGAAUCAGAUAUAUGGAACCUGAGCGAGGAAAAUACAUCUUUAGCCAUUGAAAGGAAAAUCACUGCUGUUGAAGCAAAAUUCAAUCAAGAUGGUCAGAAGAAGAAUCAAGUGAACAUUUUGAAGAUUUUGUUAAAAUCUUUUUGGCCAACUCUACUUCUUGGUGCCGUAUGCAAGCUUUUUUCAAGUCUACUGGUUUUUGCUAGUCCACAAUUAUUGGAUGCUUUAUUGUCAUUUGCCGUCUCUGAUCAACCAGUAUGGAAAGGUUAUAUUAUCGCAAUUGCUAUGUUUGUUUCAUCACUCACACAAUCAAUCUUCGACUCACAAUCCGAGUUUUGGACACAAACAACGUCAAUACGCCUGAGGUCAGCGCUCGUUGCAAAAAUUUAUAAAAAGACUUUCAAGCUUUCGAAUCUCGGAAGACGUGGUUAUUCAACUGGUGAAAUGGUCAAUAUAUUGUCUGUUGAUGCUCAACGUGUAAUGGACUAUGUAAAUAUUGUCAACAUUUUGUGGUCAGCACCAUUCCAACUUGGGAUUACUAUUUACUUGUUAUGGAGACAGUUAGGUGUUUCAUCAAUCAUAGGACUAUCAGUUAUACCAUUGCUUACCCCUUUCAAUUAUUUUUUUUCAACUCGAUACCGAUUAUGUCAACAUACUCUGAUGAAAGAAAAAGACUCUCGAGCAAAACUAAUCUCUGAAGUUUUGAGCGGGAUGAAAUUUCUCAAAUUAUAUGCAUGGGAAGGCGCUUUUGGUGAUAUAAUUGCAGCAAUAAGACGUAAUGAAAUCAAAUAUUUGAAAUCUCAAGCAAUUUGGAUGGAAGGAAUUUCGAUUGCUUUUACAUCGAUACCUUUUCUGUUUACAGUCGUUUCCUUCACAACUUAUAUAUUAAUUGAUAAAAAUCAUAUCCUUGAUGCAAAUAAAGCCUUUGUAUCAAUUUCAUUAGUAUAUCUUGUUAAUAUGCCGCUGGGUAUGCUUCCUAUUGUUGUAACUUAUGGAGCAAGUUUUAUGGUUUCCCUCAAAAGAAUAAAUAAAUUUCUUGCUGAAGAUGAACUUGACUUUGAAUCUAUUCGUCAUGAUUCUGAUUCUUCUACACCAAUAAAAGUUAAGAAUGCAACCUUUUCCUGGUCUCCUGAUGAAGAACCAACCCUUAAAGAUAUAAACCUAGAAGUUGAAAAGAAAAAAUUAGUUGCUGUUGUUGGUAUUGUCGGGUCUGGUAAAUCUAGUUUAUUGUCCGCUCUUCUGGGUGACUUACACAAGCAACAUGGCUUUGUAAAUGUUUACGGUGAAUUGGCUUAUGUGCCUCAGUCAUCUUGGAUUCAAAAUGCGACAGUUCGAGACAACAUUUUGUUUAAUGAGCCUUUUUUGGAAGAUGAAUAUGAUCAAAUUAUUGAAGCCUGUGCUUUAACACCAGACUUGAAGAUAUUAGCAGGUGGAGAUUUGACUGAAAUUGGUGAAAAAGGAAUCAAUGUAUCUGGUGGACAAAAACAACGUAUUUCAAUUGCUCGAGCAGUUUACUCGAAUUCAGACAUUUAUCUCUUUGAUGAUCCACUUUCAGCUGUUGAUGCUCACGUUGCUAAACAUUUGUUUGAUCAAGUUAUUGGACCAAAAGGCAUGCUUAAAAAUAAGACUCGACUUUUGGUCACUCAUAGAAUCACAUUUUUACCACAAGUCGAUGAGAUUGUUGUUUUGAGAGAUGGAAAAAUUUACGAAAGCGGAACUUAUAGUGAACUGAUGGCCAAAAAGGGUGAAUUUUUCGAUUACAUCGUACAAUAUUUGACUGAACGAGAAGAGGAAUUAGAUCCUGAAGAAAAAGAUUUUGUAAAAGCUUUAGAUCCUGAAAUUGAGAAAAAGUUAUCACUGACCAGAUCUGUAUCUACCAGUGGUUCAUUAACGUCGUCCAUUCGUCGUCGCAAAUCACGUUCAAGUUUAAUUCGAAGUUCAAGUGUGGUCUCGAAAAAAGAGGAACCUGAUUCAAAAGAUGAUAAAUCUAAACUCACUGUAGCUGAAAAUACUGAAAUUGGGUCGGUAAAUAGCAAAAUUUAUUUUGACUAUUUCAUGGUUAUCGGAGUGAAAGCUUGUGCAGCCACGUUAAUACUUAUUGCUGCAUUGCAUUUGGUUGGUGUUGGGUCAAAUUUGUGGCUAACUGCCUGGUCAGAGGAUUCUCUGGAUCGUUUCAAUUCCAAUAAUACGGCUUUGCGUAAUAAGCGUCUUAUAGCCUAUGCUUUUCUGGGUACUGGUCAAACUAUCCUGACUUUUGUCAGCAGAAUGGUACUAAGUAUUUCAGUCAUUAAUGGUGCAUGCUGGAUUCAUGAGAAAAUGUUAUCACGUUUAAUUCGAGCUCCAAUGUCAUUCUUCGAUUCAACACCAACAGGACGGAUUUUAAACAGAUUUUCAGCGGAUAUUGAUGCAGCUGACACAUCAAUCGGUUUUACUUUGAAUACUCUUGUGUAUCAAUUAUUCAGUUCAAUUGCUGCGAUUAUAGUUAUAUCCAUGGAAACUCCUCUCUUGUUAAUAGUACUUUUAGUGCUUGGAGUAGUUUACAUUUUUAUUCAGAAAGUAUACAUCGCAAGUUCACGACAACUAAAGCGAAUUGACGGAGUUACUCGAUCACCUGUUUAUUCACAUUUAUCUGAAUCCGUCACAGGAUCAUCCUCAAUUAGAGCAUAUCAAGCAACAGAUAGAUUCACUCACAAAAUAUUUAAAUUAGUCGAUGUAAACAAUAGUACAUCUAUAGCUAAUCUUGCUGCUAGUCAUUGGCUGGCAAUUAGACUCCAAUUUCUUGGUAAUAUUAUUGUGACAUCAACAGUGAUUUUUGCAAUAAAUGCUCGCGGAAGCUUGAGCCCUGGCAAAACUGCGUUUACUUUGAGUUAUGCGUCUCAAAUAACAGGUAUUUUGAGUACAUUGGUUCAUGCGUUCUCCAAUAUUGAAAAUAAUUUGGUCUCAGUUGAGCGUUGCUUGGAAUACACCAAACUACCUGUUGAAGCCUCAUGGAUUAACCCUACGCAUAGACCACAAAAAGACUGGCCAUCUAAAGGUAAUAUAACCUUCAACAAAUAUUCAACUAGAUAUCGACCUGGUCUUGAUUUGGUGUUGAAAGAAAUCACUUGCUGCAUAAACUCUAAUGAAAAGGUUGGAAUUGUUGGACGAACUGGUGCUGGUAAAUCAUCUUUAACUUUAGCUCUAUUCCGAUUGAUUGAACCCAUUGAGGGAACUAUUAAAAUUGAUGAUGAAGAUAUUACUCAAUUAGGACUUCAUGAUCUUCGUUCGCGACUAACAGUUAUACCUCAAGAUCCUGUACUGUUUUCUGGUUCAUUUAGACGCAACUUCGAUCCAUUUGAAAAGUAUGCUGAUCAUGAAAUAUACAAUGCUAUUGAACAAGCUAAUCUAAAAGACUUUGUAGCUUCUUUGGACAAUGGAUUGGACCAUGAAGUUACUGAAGGUGGUGAUAAUCUGAGUGUUGGUCAAAGGCAACUUGUUUGUUUGGCACGAGCUUUGCUUCGAAAAUCUAAAAUUCUUGUUCUUGAUGAAGCGACUGCAGCUGUUGAUGUAGAAACAGACGAAUUGAUCCAACAAACAAUUAGGGAACAAUUCAAAGACUGUACUAUUGUUACAAUUGCCCAUCGUUUAAAUACAAUCUUAGAUUAUGACAAAAUUAUCGUGAUGGAUAAAGGCCAAAUCAUCGAACACGAUUCACCUGAAAAUCUUUUGAAAAACGAUAAAUCUGUAUUUUAUAGUAUGGCUAAAGAUGCCAAACUUGUUUGAUGUAAGCCCCUGUAAACAACAUAUCAUUAUGUUUGGAAAUUUAAUCUCAUCCAAUCGACUCUUUAAAACCUUUUGAAUAAUUCUUAACCAUACGCUGUUUAUAAAAAUACAUACAUAUGUAUGUAUAUUUUAACCGUGUUAUCAUGUUAUCAGUU